Ochotona princeps (American pika) is the source of this 1368-nucleotide messenger RNA. RefSeq names its product E3 ubiquitin-protein ligase SMURF1-like. Gene Ontology annotation, biological process: hippo signaling; positive regulation of transcription by RNA polymerase II. The record is from RefSeq and is a predicted model, not a curated record. Lineage: Eukaryota; Metazoa; Chordata; Mammalia; Lagomorpha; Ochotonidae. Gene Ontology annotation, molecular function: transcription coactivator activity; protein binding; ubiquitin-protein transferase activity. Gene Ontology annotation, cellular component: cytoplasm; nucleus.
AUGGCGUUUGACGUGACACUAGGGGCCACCAUGGUUGACCAAACCAUGCUGAUGAAGAAAUACCUCCAGUUCGUGGCAGCUCUCAUGGAUGUGAACACACAAUGUGACAUUGUCACCUCAGUGCUCUACGUUCCUGGAACAUAUCAUCCCGCGAUUUCUUACCUUUCUUCAGGGCGGAGAAGUCCAGUUUCUUCAGGAGAAGCCGGCCCAGGGCUCCCCAACCCCUUUGCAAAGGUCGUCGUGGACGGGUCUGGCCAGUGCCACUCAACCGACACUGUGAAGAACACGUUGGACCCCAAGUGGAACCAGCAUUAUGAUCUGUACGUUGGGAAGACAGAUUCUAUAACCAUCAGUGUGUGGAACCACAAGAAAAUCCACAAGAAGCAGGGAGCUGGCUUCCUGGGCUGUGUGCGGUUGCUCUCCAACGCCGUCAGCAGGUUGAAAGACACCGGAUACCAGCGUUUGGAUCUAUGCAAACUAAAUCCCUCAGAUACUGAUGCAGUCCAUGGCCAAAUAGUGGUCACUUUACAGACUCGAGACAGGAUAGGCCCUGGCGGGUCCGUGGUAGACUGCAGGGGACUGUUGGAGAAUGAAGGAACCAUGUACGAAGCCUCGGGGCCUGGGAGGCCACUCAGCUGCUUCACGGAGGAGCCAGCCCCGUACACAGAUGGCCCCGCGGCUGCUGCUGGUGGAGGAAACUACAGGUUCGUGGAGUCCCCAGGACAAGAUCAAAGACUUCAGGCACAGCAACUGCAACCUGAGGUGCGAGGAUCGCUCCAGACGCCCCAGAGGCCGCACGGCCACCAGUCCCCAACGCUGCCCGAAGGCUACAAACAAAGGACCACAGUGCAAGGGCAGGUUUACUUUUUGCACACACAGACUGGAGUCAGCACGUGGCACGACCCGAUACCAAGAGACCUUAACAGUGUGAAUUGUGAUGAACUCGGACCACUGCCUCCAGGGUGGGAAGUGAGAAGUACGGUUUCAGGAAGAAUAUAUUUUGUAGACCAUAAUAACCGAACAACUCAGUUUACAGACCCAAGGUUACACCACAUCAUGAAUCACCAGUGCCAACUCAAGGAGCCCAGCCAGCCGCUCCGCUUGCCCAGCGAAGGCUCAGGAGAAGAUGAGGAGCUUCCAGCCCAGAUAUAUGAGCGUGACCUCGUCCAGAAGCUCAAAGUCCUCAGACACGAGCUCUCGCUUCAGCAGCCCCAAGCUGGUCAUUGCCGCAUCGAAGUUUCCAGAGAAGAAAUAUUUGAGGAGUCUUAUUGCCAGAUAAUGAAGAUGCGACCAAAAGACUUGAAAAAACGCCUGAUGGUGAAAUUCCUGGGGGAAGAAGGCCUGGACUACGGCGGGGUGGCAAGGUGA